GCAACACAGGGAGAGGCGGACCACAGUCUAUGAUUUCGAAUUUCACGCAGUCUAAGGAUGGCUGGAGACGGCCGGCAGACGAGGACGCAGGUAUGCUUCAACACAUGCCGCCAAAUAGGUUGCACUCCAGAGACGGAGAGCACCAGUGGUUGCUGGGUACUGCGAGUUCAAGAAGCAGGCCGUCCACCUCUUUCGUCUCUUCCGGCACCGUCGCCGAGUUGCGGACAUCCACCCGUCAUGCAGUGGGCAGCUCAUUUCAGAACCAGAUCCAUGUACGCACUGGAGCAGGUUCUGGCUUGGGCUCCUUCAACAGGUCUUGGGAGUUAGGGGAGCAUGUGCUGGAUAGCCAUCGUGGCAAAGCUCGCCGCUCAGCAAGGGCACGCCGUGGACUGGAAAGAGGAAAUCUAUUGCAAGACCUGUCACCACUCCAUGCAGGCUUGCUUUCUGGCAUAGAUUCCGAUCUCACAUCAGGUGAUGCCGCAUCCUAUCGCGAUUCCAAGGUCAAUGAUGGGCUCCCAACGACAGUGCCACCGUCGAUGCGGAAUAUGCUCCUAUAUGCUCAGCACUUGACCGAAUUGCAAGAAUGGAAGCUGCUUGGCUCAGACACAGGGAUUGGAGAAAGAGGAGGAGGCCGCGGCGGCGAUAGAGAUAGAUUUCCCUCCAGGGUUCGCUCGACAAUUGAUGUUCAGCAGGCCGCCGAUAACGAAAUCGGGUGUGGCUUCUACGACAUCUUCUACGAGGGAUGCGCUCCCUGUUUCUACAGCUCUACAGAAUGCACGGAUGAGCGCCGGGAACUACUGGCAUCAAAUCAGUUCUAUGACUUUUACCGUGGCCUUCUCGCACACGCUCCCAUAUUGGAGUACACGGAUGCUUUCGAGGACUCGACAGGUGUAACAUUUGGUGUACGUGGAAUGGGUAAGAGACGUGUGAGGUGGUCCCGAAAGACACCGGCAUUCACACCCAGAGGGGACAUCUACUUGGGUGGCUUAGCUCCCACAGAGACAUUGAGUAUGCAGGUGUCCGCCCUUCAGAACAGCACCGCCACACUCAAGUUCCGGUUCGAUAUUGUGGCCGAUGGCCCUGUAGGUGUGAAUGGCCCUCAACCAGUUCUUCGGUUGUCAGGGGAGGAGAUGCUUCCUCAGCCAGAAAGUAUGUUUGCUGCUCCCAAGCAUGUUCUCGGAGUCCCUCAUUACCAGCUGAGCUAUGUGUUUAGGUACGAGAGCAGAACGUUGAAGGCAUGGAUAUCUCUGCGGGGCUUGCUCGCGGGGACUUGGGGCGUGGAUAAUGUGGAGCUGAAGAGUGAGGUUGAUAACUAUAGGCCUUGGGCAGAGGAUAGGGAGGAGACCAGUAACCCUGAUCAGCCCCUGACAAUUGAGCUCCGGGGGCAUGACCCUGAGUGCAGUAAACUGACGUACCUUGUCACAUCUGUGCCUGAGCGUGGGACGCUCUUCCUUUGCACGUGUGACAGCAUCUGGACUCAAGCCAUCAUGCCAGCGAUGCUUCCUGCCAAGGUUCCUGGCCCAUGUAAUCGCGUGGUAUACGUUCCACAGGCCAACAUGCCAGGUGCUGCAGAUGCCUCUGACAUCAACAGAGGCAUGCCCUUUGACUCUUUCUUGUAUGCAGUUCGUGAUCAGGGGGGGCUUGACUCCCGCCCUGCCAGAGUGACGGUUUACAUAAAGACGGAUUUUUAUCCUGGCACGCCGGUUGCUGGUGUGGCAGGGUUUGCCCUCGCUUUUGAUGGCCAGGAUGAUGUGCUGAGCAUUGCCCGCACACCCUCCACCAUGGGCCGUUUGACGCAGCUGACUGUCGAUGUUCGCUUUCUCAUGAUGGCUGAUGAAGGCCAUCGCAAUGCACUGGUAUCUCGGAAAGGUGGCUUCUGGUUUGGCUGGGAUCGCCUUGGUGGGCUGGGUAUGGAAAUCCAAGGCGAGGAUGGGAAUUUUGUGGGUGUCUGGACAAUGUUGAAGUACAAUGACCGCCGCUGGCACCAUGCUGCUGCCACCUGGAAUGAGUCUGCACUGGCCAUCUACAUAGAUGGCCAGCUGGUGGAAUCCACCCAAGUGCAUAUCACUGCGAUUUCACCGUCCUCCUUCUCCUAUGCGUCCCCUGGUGACGGUGGCAUCCUGGUCGGUGCGGACCCAUCACAAGAGAGUGAUGGGUACUUCCAUGGCUACGUGGAUGAGUUGCGACUGUGGAACAGGUCCUUGAAUGAAGCUGAGAUACGAGAUUGCAUGAUGAUGGAGGGACAGCUCAACACCACCGAGGAGAGGGGUCUUUUUGUUUACUUGCAGUUCAAUGACAAUGAGUACUCCCUACCCGUGGUUUUCGAUCAGACGCACGACAGAAAUGAUGGUUUCUUGGGAAAACUCAAUUCUGAUGGCUACUCGGACGGUGACAAUUCCCACUGGCCGAGGUACGUGGCAUCCACAGCGGUCUUCGGGAAUGUUGUGAAGAUGCAAGAGGAUGAGUCUGCAACUAUCCUGCUUCAUGGAGGGGAUAAGGAGGGAGGCGUGACCUUCUAUAUCUCGACUUUGCCACGGAAAGGGAGGCUGUACACGACUCAAGAUGGAUGGACGAGGAGAGCCGAAAUCACAAGCUCCCCCAUCAGAAUUGGCGGGAACAAGGUUAUCUAUGUUCCUGCAAAGAAUGGGCAUGGGCAGCCAUAUGACAUCUUCAAGUACCAGGCAUACGACGGGAAGGAGUUCUCAUAUCGUCAAGGGGUCGUCAUUCAUGUGGAAUCUGUCAAUGAUCCCCCCAUCGUGGCUCCCAGGACCAUAUAUGCUUUUCGAGCAGCACGAGUGGUGGUUCUACUCCAGGCUGAAGAUCCAGAGGGGGAGCAGACAACCCUCCAGAUCGAUACCCUCCCAGAGAAAGGUCUUCUCUAUCAAGCAAGCGACACCGGCAGGGUGGCAAUCGGUAGACCAAUAACCACUCCUGGCACGAUAGUCACCAACAAAGACGGAUGCUUGGUGUACUACCCAUUGUUUAAUGGACACGACUUGGAUGGAAUGCCGUACGAUUCCUUCAGUUACUUGGCCAACGAUGGGCUGCUGGACUCCCCAGAGGCAACUGUAACUAUUCAUGUCUCGGAAGCUGGGUUGGAGGAGAAGCCUGUGGCUGGUCCGGGCGGCUAUGCACUUCUAUUUGAUGGAGUUGAUGAUGUUCUCUAUUUAGGAACACUCGAAGAUUACUUAACUUUUCCCCCCUCAUCACCACCAUUAUCAUCCUCCUUGUCCUCCGUAGUUUCUUCUUCUCUUUCCUCUUCGUCUUCCACUUCAUCCUCGCCGUCAUCAUCAUCACCGUUGUCAUUGCGGUCAUUGUCGUCAUCUUUGUCUCGGAGGGUGAUGGAUGCCGUGCUGGGACCAUUCGCGGUGGAGUGCUGGUUUAGGACAUCAGCGCUUAUGGGAGAGAAGGACAUAACACUGAUUGUGGCUGGUCCGUUUGUCCUUCGGUGGACAAAGGUUGCAGGUCUUCAGUUCUCUGUGGGCUCGAAGCUGGUCGUGGAUUCCUUCAUGACCUGCAAUGAUGGCACAUGGCAUCAUGUCUCAGCUGCAUGGAAUGCGAGUUCUGCCACCAUGAUUGUUGAUGGGAAGCAAAUUGCAACCUCAUCUAGGACUGCAGAGCCUGUGCUGCCAGAAACCGCUGCGAUGUGGGAUUGGAAGUCAACCAGAGUCAUUGCUGGUGGGGGGCUGAUGAAUGGUACGCAGGGGUUUUACAGUGGAGCAAUUGAUGAGAUCCGCAUAUGGAGAACAGAAAGGGAUGCGCAAAGUGUUCAGGGCGACAUGAUGGACCCUCUGCUUGGCGACCUGCCAUUGGGACUUGUUGGGCAUUAUCGUCUGAAUGAAGCCCAUGGUGACAGAUUGGAGAAUGCAGCGACUGGUGCUCGUGACGGCGAGCGAGGACUGGAUGGAUUGCAGAGAACACAACCCACAUGGAUAGCAUCCACAGCCCCAAUUCAAAGUGCAGUGGUAGCACGAGAGGGAGAGGACACAUUGAUCCACCUGCGGGGGUCGGAUACGAUGGGGCGUGAGCUGGAGGUGAUCAUCAUCCGACUGCCAGGCUACGGCCAUCUUUACCAGGUGGAAGAUGCUGAUGACCCAACAGCGCCGGCUGUAGGUGCUGCUGCAUCAGGGGGGCACCUGCUCCGGAGUAUGACAUCAAGAAGUGAGGAGGGAUGGCGCACGAUGGCUGAUAAGUUAUCCUCUGACACUCUCAGUGAGGCCAAGGAUGCAGGCCGGAGUGUGAUUUGGGCAAACGACAAGGAGACUGGGGAACGUAGGAUGGUUAGCUCCACGUGGAAGGCAAAGUUCAGGAGGGGAACGUUGAUCGAUUCUGUCCCUGUGAUCGCUAAGAGGAGAAUGGUGAUAUACAAUUCUGGAGUAGGACUUGCCGGAGUUGGCCUGGGAAGUUUCGAGUAUGUGGUAGGGUAUAUUGCGGCGCUUGUACCUGGAUUUUACACACCAGGCCUUGGGGAAUCACCCUGGCCGCGCCUGUUGUUCUACGAUGAGAAUGUCAAUGAGCUGCUGCCCGCUGAGAGCUAUGUCUCAUCGCCGAGAACGCUAACCGUUGACGUGGAGCGAGUGCAUGGAACGCCCACGGGCUGUGAAAAUGUCAGUGAGUGUGUGGUGCAUCUGGCAUAUGGGGAGACAGAUGAUGUUGUUAUUCCACUGGCGGCUCGGCACCAUCAGUAUUCCCAGGAAGCAUUGACUGUCCGUAUCUCACGUUUGCCAGAGAGAGGGGUGUUGCGGUUGAUUAACGGUAAGCCCAUUAGAGAGAUCGAUACGUUGGUGAACUUCUCGAGCCCCAUGGCAGGUAACCUCAGCCAGGGGUGGCGUGAAGGAUUUUUGGUCCUCUAUUCACCACCAAUUAACGCGAAAGGCAGCCCUUUCGACUGGUUUGGCUACCACGUGGUCGACAAUGCUGGGUUGAUGAGCGCAGAAAGCUGGGUGGUGAUCAACGUGGAAGACACAGGCAUGACGUUUCCAAGGCCUGUGGUGGGGUCUGCAGGCCUCGCACUACUUUUCGAUGGUGUUGAUGACAUCGUCACACUUGGUAAGCUCUCAACAUAUGGAAUUGAUGGCACGGGAGUUGCAAUUGCUUGUUGGUUCAGAGCAUCAGCACUAUUGGGUGUGAAGGCAAGUGCCCUGGUUGUUGGAGGACCCUAUCAACUCAUUUGGACCCCUUUUCUAGGCUUGCAGUUCCGAGCUGGCAGUGCAGUUGCAGCUACGUAUGCCCAGUAUAACGAUGGGUCUUGGCAUUUUGUGGUGGGCUCUUGGGAUGGACGAGAGGCAUCAAUCAGUGUCGACUUCAGGACGGUGGCUGUUGCCAGGUCAGACAGAGAUAUCUGGGAAACGAGGGACUUGGUAUCGGCUGAAAAUCAUGUGUUGACAGUGGGAGGGGAUAUAAACAGUACGGCAAGGAAUUAUCGUGGCGAAGUCGACGAACUCUCUUUGUGGAAACGGCAUGUGCCAUUGGUGGCCGUGAACAGGGCAGCCAAAGGUCAAGCAUUCCUUGGAAAUGAGCUAGGGCUGGUCGGGUACUGGAGGUUCAAUGAAGCAACAGGCACUGGAGUCAGGAAUGAAAAGACCGGUAGCUCUGCUCAGUCUGCUGCUCCUGACAUCUUUCCCACAGAAAUUGCAGCAGCUUUGGAAGGAGGCGGCAGCAAUGCAUCCCGCACCCUUCUCGGAGAGAAUGAGGAGGAAAACCUGGUUGGCAUGGGGCUGAGAGGGGCAGUGGACACUCAGCCUCAGCGAGUUAUCUCCACUCUACCACUGAGCAACACCGCAGACGUUGAGGAGGAAACUAUGCUCCCUCUUGAUAUUGUGGCUGUCUCAGAAAAUGAUGCGGUACCACCCAAGGUCCGGAUCUCUGUGACCCCUAAGCAUGGAACUGUCCGGGCAGAAGGAUUUAAUAAGCCAUUGACCAGAUUCACUCGUGUCCCUGCCUCUGCUCAUCUCACCUAUCUCCCAACUAAGCACUUCAUUGGUGAGGAUCGACUCAUCUACACCGUUGAGGAUGGGGUGUUGCAGUCAAUCCCUCAGUCCUUCAGCAUUUUCGUGAACCGGAAAAUGCAGCCAUCUCUCGCCAGUAGCCUCCUCGUGCAGAUGGAUUUCCACUCCCCCAGUCCAGUCACGGUCGAUCUCUCUUCAUCGUCUUCUUCUUCAGUUGCUGCCACGCCCAAGAACCUGAGGCAGAUCCAGAACCAGAGCACAAUCGAGUUCUUAGUGACGGAGUUGCCAUGGAGAGGGGUGCUGUACAUGGGGUUGUCGGCUGAGGGCAGACCAGAGUCACCCAUUGUGGAGCCAGGGACGACUCUUCCCAGCUCGAAGAUAAUUUAUAUGCCUAUGUUGAAUGCACCUGCGGAUGAAGAUUCAUUCAAGUAUGCCCUCUUUAACAGGGGCAGUGGUCUCUCGGGUCCAGAAGCGACAGUAAAGCUGGUGGGUACAGAGACAGGGCUGGACCGUGCAGACACACCUGUGGCUGGGCCUGCGGGUUUGGCCCUGUCGUUUGAUGGGCGAUCCUCUGUUGCCACCCUUGGCUCCUUGCAGGACUAUUCUGUCAGAAAGGACAUGAUGUUUCUGGAGUGCUGGUUCCGAACAUCAGCUGUGUCAUCAGCGCUUCCCAUGACUCUUGUGAGUGCUGGCUCUAUCUUUGCAAUCAAGCUGCACAGCCUGCACGGAGCAACGCUCUCCAUAGGAGCAAAGACAGUGAGCAUCUUUGACUCAUUCAAUCAAGGUUCUUGGCAUCAUCUUGUCGCAUCGUAUAAUGGAUCCCAUGCUUUGCUGAUGAUUGGCAAUCGAACUGCCACUGCAACAGGAACAGCAGCAGCAAGGGCGGCAACAUAUGAUGAGCGGAAUUCUGCAGAGACAGCUGUUACGCUGGGGGCAUCUCUUGCUGCAGACACUCCACGGUCAUAUUUGGACUACCUUAAUGGGGAGAUAGACGACCUACAAAUAGGGCCAACUGAAGAGGGGAUAACCGGGCGGUUCUUGUUCAAUGAGCCACUCGGGAGUCAGCUAGUAAAUGAAAUCCCGGAUCGCCCAGGUGGGACCCUGGGAUGGCAGGGUGCCAAUGUACCGGCGCGAGUGACAUCCACGGCACCGAUCCAAGGAUUGCCGUUGGUUCCGUCGCCUGUCAUUACACUGCUUGAGGACUCCACAGUAACAAUCAAGCUCCUGGCAUUCUCGUCAGAGAGCAUGCACCGCCUUGAGUUUACUAUCGUGGAAUUGCCAUUGAAGGGCAGCCUAUUUGCAGUGGAUCGUUUUGGUCGUCGAGGUCCAGGCAUCUCCCAUGUUCCUCGUGUUCUUUCUCGUCCGUAUGUCAUGUUUCAACCACUUGCAGAUACAUUCAGCACCCCAAGGGAUGAGGUGUAUGCCACAUUUGCGUACGUUGCUAAUGUUGUCGGCCCGCUCCCUGCAUGGACAUCUGCUGUUGUCCGUGUGGCACUUGUGGUCCACCCCCUCGAUGACCCGCCAUUUAUGGCAUCAACAACAAUGAAUGUCGAAGUUGCUGAGAAUAGUGUCGUCAACAUCACUUUGACUGGAUCUGACAAGGAGGAAGAGGACUUGGUGUACACCAUCACUACAAUUCCUACUGCAGGCUUGCUCUUCCAGGUAGAUGGGACCUUGAUAUCCUCCCUUUGGACCAACGUAACAGAUCCUUACCACGUCGUGCGCUUCGCUGCCCCACUCAAUCAGAGAGGUAGUCCUUUGACAUCCUUUGGGUAUGUGGUAUCGGAUGGUGGGAUGCACUCAGAGGAGUGCACCGUCAACAUACACGUGGCAGGAGAUGCAGCCCUGCGGGUGGAUGGAUAUGGAGCGCUGGCAAUGGAUGAUGUGGAUCUGCUGCAAGGCGGAGGGUCCUUCAGCAUAGAGGCAUGGAUUAGGGCGGACAACAGCACGACAAGUUUUGCAGCCACUAUUAUUGAGACAGCGCAUGCUCAGCUUAUGUUGUCGGAGUCAGGCAUGCCAGAGGCUGAGCUCGAUUUUCCUUGGCCGUCUUCCAAUGGAUCGAUGCCAGUGAAAGCAGGAAACCCGGCCUACCUGACCCCUUGGAGGGAUCGAUGGCACCAUUUGGUCGUGGUUGUUGAUGCUGGCAUGGGUGGGGGGUUGAGUAACUUCUUUGUGGAUGGCAUGCCCAUCUCCACCCAGUCAAGCUUGGGAGACUGGACGAAAGUAAUGCUUAUGCGGGAAUUGGAGUCGUCAAGCAAAGCCUUCCAGACAAGAAUGUUGAUAGGCUCGGACAGAGACUGGAAGGCACCAUAUAAAGGAGAUAUCGACGAUGUCAGGAUUUGGAGAAGGGGUCUGCAGACAUUCGAAAUUCAUUCACUCUUUGCCAAUGGUCGUCUUUCUAGUGGGGGUUCUGAGGAAGGUCUCAUAAGCCACUUUUCCUUCGACGAUGCCCCCAUCAAUUGGUCUGCUAGUAGCAAUACUAGCAUGAGACAGGAGCACAGUGAUAUGCUGACCAAGGACCUCAUCAAGCCAUCAAGGCGAGUGCGACAGUUGGGCGAGACCUCUCUGGUGAAAACCCAUUCCCCCACCCUGGGAAUUUCCAGCCUGGCGAAGUCGCUUCAGCCGCAUCUUGGUGCCAGAGGAACAGCAGGUUACGCACUAUGUUUGGAUGGAAUAGAUGAUUUUGGGGAAUUUGCGUUUGAUAGUAGGAACGGAGAGAAAAUCUUGACGAUACAUGGUGGGGUGACUAUGGAGAUGUGGUUCAAAAUAUCUUCUGUUGUUUCAACCGGAACCGUUGCCAUUGCAGACAUUGGAACUCUCUCUGUGCGUUGGACAAGGGUUGGUGGCUUCGGUGUCCAUCUAGUUGGUGAUCUAUCCGUGAAUGCUGUCACACGGAUGCAGCUCAAUGAUGGAUGGUGGCAUCAUAUGGCGCUGAUAGCUGAGGUAGAAGACUUCCAGCCAGGGCGUGACAGCCUUCCUGACACACGAAGUCACUGGAAAGUCAGCCUGCAGCUUGUCGUAGAUGGCAUUGUGGUAAUCAACUCCUCCGACAGCACAGUUGUAGUUUCCCGACAUCCGUUUACACUUCCUUUCUCUGUGACACUGGGAUCUUCGUAUGGCUUGGUUAAGGAUCAAGAUCAGGAUAGUGUUAAACACCAGGUUAGAGGGAGUUUCCUUGCAGGGGUGAUUGACGAGUUCCGGCUAUUUGAUCACAAGAGAUCGCUCGAAGAAAUUGAAAAGACACGAGCGCUGACCUUAUACAAGGCUGGAUUCAAUGCUUGGCCCAAUUCCACAAAUAGCUCCACUCCUGCUGGUCGCACCAGUCCCAGUGGUACCAAUUCCAGUGCUGCUGGUGGUUUGAAUAAACAUGGAGACGGAGGAGUAGGGAUAGGAGGACAAGGCAACGGUCUUCUGGCCUACUACCCGUUUGACAACGACCUGGGCAAUGUUGCAGUUGAUUGGUCAGGAAAGGGGCACAACCUUGAGCUCAGAGGGGACCCAGUCUGGCUCUAUUCCACUGCUCCUCUUUGGAGCAACGGAACGGAAGUGCCAGAAGAUGGGAAGGACAUCGUUGUGCACCUGGAAGGUGCAGAUGUUGAUGGGGAUGCCAUCAGAUACUCUAUAGUUGAGCUUCCUCCUCGAGACCAUGGCACUGUGUUUAACCUACCAGAUAAUAGCGUGCCAAUGACAGGGGUCCCUGCGAUUGUGACAGACCCAGGAGGGCGGAUUCUGUUCAGGCCGGAAAAGGAUUUCCAUGGAAUUGCCUGCCUGUGGUAUGUGGCAGAUGAUGGUCGCCACACUUCACCGCCGGGAUUGGUAGCCAUUGAUGUGACACCAAUGAACGAUGCACCAGUUCUGAAACCGUCUCUGACUGUUCGUCUUUCAAAGAACAGAACAUGGGCCGUCAUUCGGUUGCCUGCAGCACAUGAUGUGGAGCAGCAGGAGUGGGAGGUCAAUCACACAAUCAGCACCCUGCCGCUCAAAGGAAGUCUUUUCCAGGUGGAUAUGGAACAGGAGAGGAGUAGCAGUAGUCGUAGGAGGAUGGUGAGGCGUUCAAGGGAGGUUCUUGCCAGUGAUUCAACAUCAGACAGAGGGGAAGAUCUAUACAGUGUGGGAGAACCCAUCCUCCACCCAUUCACUGUUGUCUCGCAUCCCGAAGGGCUUGUCCUUUAUCAGGUCGCUCCUGACGCUGCGGGCGAACCUGGUGUUGUUUAUGACCAAUUUGGUUACCAGAGCUGGGAUAGUGUGGCCUCAUCUGAGGAGGGUGUUGCAUUAAUCUUCCUGGAAAUGGGUCGCGGGGCCCAUCAACCUGUCAUUGCGCCUGCAGGCAAUGCACUCAUAUUGGGUGCUGGUCCCAUUGUUGGCAACUUCUCCUCAGUGGAAGCCAACCUUCUGUGGGGUCUCUUGGACCAGCUGACUGUUGAGCUCUGGAUGCGCACGUCAACUGCUGUGAACCAGGACACACUACUUCUCCAGCUUGCCAACGCCAGACCAGGGAGCAGCUUGCUGAAGGUCCAGCUCAAAUGCAACGCUCUUGGUGGUUUGACACUGGAGGUUCGACGGAGGAGAAGGCGGAUGAGUGUAGCACAUUCGCUUGUCCAUAUCAACGAUGGGGCAUGGCACCAUGUGGCGGCCACGUACACCCGAACAAUGAUUACCUUGCACGUGGAUGGGGUAAUCGUGUCCUCAGCCAAGGUAAGAAAUGGCACACGAAGAAAUCGUGUCAGGAGAUGGCCGUUGUUGGUGUUGAACCAUUUGUCAUUGGGGGGAACGGGAGGUGAUGACAGCAGGAAAUGUUGUCAAUUCACAGGCAGUAUUGAUGAGCUACGGAUAUGGGACCUUGCCCGGUCGGAGGAUGAGAUCAAAAGGGGGAUGCGAUGCAUCCUCACGGGAAUGGAACGGGAACUGCUCUUGUAUUUCAACUUCGACGAGCAGACGAUGAACACAACUAACAUCACCACCAGCACAAGGACGGACAUUGCCACAGUGAACAGCACGAAGAACAGCACGAGGAACAGCACCAUGGGUAUGAUGUGGCCAGUGAACGACGAUGAUAUGCUGCAAGGCGUUGCCCAGUGGAUAGGUGCCAUCGACGUGCAAUUCCUCGGGAACGUGACAUGGGAGGCAUCAUCUGCCCCAAUCACUGAGUUUGUCAUUUCUGGAGUGGAGGGACAAACUGUGCGCAUCAAUUUGCCCGUCAUCAAUAUGCUGAGCGCAUCUCCGCUUUUUGUCAUCAAUGCCAUCCCGACAAGGGGAACACUCCUCGAUGACAACCAGAAUGUUAUCACUAAUGCCCCAUGGGAACUGAACAGCUCUGUCGUGUGGUUUGUGGGGAAGCCACAUGAAUCCGGUGAUCGCUACGCAAACUUCAAGUAUAUUGCCAUCGAUGAUGGUGGUGUUAAGUCUGAUGAGGGCACCAUUAACAUUACAUUCCGUCGAAUCCCAGAGGCACCCUCACCUUUCCUUAUGGAGACCACAAUCAAGGUCAGUGAUAGCCAGCCAGAGCUUAUUGCUCUGACGGUGAGGGACCACGACCUAAUGGACGUCACUGGGGAGAAGAGGGAGCAAGUGCAGUUCAGAAUAACCACUCUUCCCCAUAUUGGCAGACUGUACCAGGUUGAAGAAGAUCCAUUCCUGAAGAAGUGGCAGCAAUACUAUGAAUCUGAAGCAGGAAACGACAAGACGGCUCUUUUAUGGUCACCAAUUUCUUCACCAGGAACCAUUGUCAAAAGAGUCAACGUUGAUGAAUCUCAGGGAAUUGCUACAGCCUUCGUGCUAUACUCCGUUGCAGAUGGGUAUGGUGACUUUUUUCCAAGAGCAUCUCAGGUGGAGGCCUGGCAAUGGCAUCACCAUAUGCUAUGGCAACUGCCACCCAGCAACAACUCCGGAAGGGGCGCAGAACUUGGCACCACCUUGGACUCCGAGGUAGGAGGAGAUGCACAGACAAUGACUUUCCUAGGUUAUGUAGCGGAGGAUGCUGACAAUCUGAGAUCUCCAGAAGCUCGGGUCUUGCUGAGUCUAUCGUCAGAAAUCUAUGGUCGAAGCAGCGUAAGCUCUGGUGAGAUCCCAGCACAACUCAAGAGGCCGGCACCCCGAGCCUUGUCCGUGUUCUCUAUGGCAGGCUUUGCUCUUGCUUUAGAUGGCAUAGAUGACUACAUCCUUGUACAGAAUCGUCCUUCGACAAGGCGCAGAAACCGGGAAUCUAGCAUCAUCUCCUUGCGCGGCAUUUUCACAGUGGAGCUGUGGAUGAAAACCUCCACUCCCGUCCAAGAAGGGGUCACUCUCCUCACCCGCCCUGGUGUCUGGACUCUGUCCUGGACUAAGAACCAGGACUUGGCAUUCCACUACCAAUAUGGGUUGGUGAACAAGACGACCACCAUAGUGACCUGUAGGGUCGUAUUACUGGUUGGAGCAGACGAGUUUCUAAGUGGUGACCGGUUCUUCAAUGGUGCGCUGGAUGAGAUCCGUUUAUGGAGCAUUCCCCGGACUGACAUGCAGCUGAAGGAAGCCAUGCAUGCAGCCAUAUCUGGAAGGGAGAGAGGGUUGGUCGGAUACUGGCAAUUUGAGAACAAGCAAAUGCUUAUUGCUGAGGUCAUGAGGGAAGAGUAUAGUGAGGUGAUACUGCAGCCUGGUGCUGCUAGUCUCAUGAUAGUCAAUGACACAACACGGAAUGGUCUCCAUGGCCUCUUGGUGGGGCGGUCAUUAUCGCAGGGACCUUUCAUCCGGUCAGAAGUCCCACUUGCGUGGCAUCGUUUAGUCACAGAUACACAAACUCCUCUGAGGAUCCAGUUGCUGGCGGUGGGUGGGGAUGAUGGAGCGAGCUCCCUUACUUUCACGAUCACGCGUCUGCCAUCCUAUGGUAGGCUGUCAAAGUCUAACGGCAAACGGAUCAAUAGGGUUCCUUACCAGCUGCCUAAGGGAAGUAGCAUAGUCAUAUAUACUCCAAGUACUCGGUCACGCGCUGAGUCAAAUUACUCUCUUGGUCAGCUUCCUCCUCCUACUACCACCACUGCAACAGCUACAGCUAAUAUGCAUGGAAAUGUUACGGAUGGACAACAGUUCGAGACAGAACCGUGGGAGCAAAAAUUGAAUGACUCCGAGAAGGUGAAGGAGAAUAAAUCAACGGCGGCGGUGAAACCUGAGCCAUGGAUUUAUCGUGAUGACUUCUCUUUCCUGGCAUCGGAUGGGGCUCAACAGUCGAAGCAGGUUAAUGGAACUAUCUAUGUGGUCCACACCAACUCUGUCCCCGUGGCAAAGCCAACAGCUGCAAGUGUCACUGAGGGAAGGGGGGUAGUUAUCAACCUGUCAGUGGUGGAUGCUGAUCAGAAUGAUAACUUGAAGAUCAUAAUCAGCACUCUCCCUGACUAUGGCUCUCUUUUCCAGGUGGCCUCAGAUGGCCUGUCUCCUGAGGAGCUCAUCCAAGUCCCUGGGGUGGAGGUGAAGGCCUAUGAUAGGUCCACAAGAACGGGAGCUGUAUUUUUCCGGGCAAUGGAAGGCAUAACUGAUGGCUACCCUUCGCCUGGGAGACGAGAGGCGAAGCAUGCUUCAUUCACGUUCAUGGCUACAGAUGGCAUGGCAGACUCUUCGGGGGCUCAGGUAGAUUUGGAGAUUGGGCAGGAUGUACAGUAUCCGAUAUUUGGCGGCAUCCGAGGGUAUGCGAUCCGUUGUGACGGGGUGGAUGACUAUGUGUCUCUGACGGGCUAUCAGAGGGGAGUGAGGAGAUCAGGGUUCACGGUGGAAGCUUGGGUUCGUACAGUGGGAGCUGUCUUUGAUGGUGCAACCAUCAUCGGUGCUGGAACAUUCAGUCUAGCAUGGAGUGCACUCGGAGGCAUGGGUCUUCACUUUCGGAGCACGUGGUGGGAAGGGGCAUCAUCCUCACUCCCAGACUAUUCCCUGCAUAGUUACAUGAGUAUCAACGACGGCCUUUGGCACCAUGUGGCAGCCACCUGGAAACCCCCGGAUGCUGAGCACAAAGCCUCGCAAGCAUGGCUGUACAUUGAUGGUAACCUGGUUGCUUCCAAGGUUUGGCCUUCCUAUAAUGGUGCCAUUGGUAGCAUCAUCACCGUGGGGCGGUCUUGUGGCAUUAACACGACGACGACCAGCAAGAUCACCAGGACUUCAGCCACUGCAUUGGCAAGGACAAGUUCCAAAAAGGCGCUGCCUGCAAGGACAAAGAAUGAAUCCCCUUCAGAGUCCAUCAGGUCAACCGCCACACUGCCGGAUGCAUCCUUGUCAUGGGUCCGUGAUCUGCUAGGUCAGACAAACAGUCCCGAAGUUCUCCCGGGCCUGCUCAAACCUGAUGGAGGAGACAGUUUCUUCUCUGGGAUGAUGGAUGAGAUCCGGAUGUACUCACCACCAUUGUCUGAGGACAAGCUGAGGGAGUCGAUGAACUGGUCUGUGGAGCCAUCCAACAACCCACCGAAUCUAGUUCUGCAUCUGCGGUUCAACAACCUGCAGGACCUCUCGACGGGAACAGUCCUAGAUCUGAGCCCAGAACCUGGUCUGGGAAACGUCAAACAAGGUAAGCUUCACGGAUCCCCGACCAUGGUUAUCUCCGAUGUUCCUAUUGCUCUUAAAGUGGAAACAGCCAUGGACGUUCCUUUAUCCAUCGAUUUGGCAGGGACUGACGCUUACUUCUCGAAUCUUUCAGCCAUUAUCACAGCACUUCCAGAGGCCGGUGCACUUCACCAGGUAGACAGAGAUGGAAGCGCUGGGGAGAAGAUUACUGAUACUUUUGUUGCUGUGACCGAUGAGCUCAUGAGAGUGGUGUUUGUCCCAGAACCUGGAACCAAGGGUGACCCAACCUCCAGACCGCCCUACAGAUAUGCCAGCUUCAGGUAUACAAUUAACGACGGUAAAAUGAACUCGGCUGAGGACACAGUAGUAGUCUUUGUCAAACGGGUGCAGUAUCCACCAAAAGUAGUGAAGAAGUAUAUGGAGGUGCAGGUCAAAGGAGUGGAGGAUAUACCAAUAGUGCUUCAAGGAACUGACCGUGAUGAUGAUCUGCUCACAACAUACAUCACCACCCUGCCAACAUUCGGGCUCCUAUAUCAAGCAGCUGGAUGGGCAGCAGACAGUGAGCGGGGAGCAGUUGGUAAGAGGAUCCAAAGAGGAGAUCUGAUAUCCAGGCCAUGGACUCCUCUUUCCAACCACUCCAACACUGUCCUCUUCAGUCCGGCAACAGGAGACUUGCUCACAGAGAUCAAGCAGCUGGAGGUGGACACAGCAUUUUUUGGUUGGACUGUGACCGAUGGGCGCAUGUUUCAGAUCGAUGUGACUGAGGCGUUGGUGGUCUUUCGCUUCCCAAGGGGCAAUCAACCAGUACACCAGUGGCCUGCCAAUGGGGAUGGAGCCGAUGUUAGGCCAGUGGCAGGAGAGGCUGGCAUGGCGGCUGCCUUUGACGGGCUUCAUGGCCGAUUAGUGAUCCAUGGCGAAAGCCUCCACCAGCUGCGAAGUGAGAUGACGGUUGAGGCUUGGGUCAAAACCUCGGUGGGCACCUGCAUGGGUGCAAUUGUCUCCUCCUCCAGCUUCAUUCUCUCACUGCAUCCGAUAUUUGGAGUGCGCUUCACUGUGUACCUGGGUGAAAAACGCCAGCCAUACACAACUGUUCCGACUCACUCGCCCCUGCCAUUGAAUGACGGAGGCUGGCACUUCAUCUCAGGGGUGUUUAUGGGCAACAGCAUGUGGCUGUAUGUGGAUGGGAGAUUGGCUGGCCGCAAGGAUCUAGCUGUAGCUAUCCCAUUUGAGCUUCCCAAGAUCUCGACGUUGACAAUUGGCGGCUCCAUCACCGGUGGACACAAGGCCUUCUCGGGGCUGAUCGACGAUGUCCGCCUCUGGAGUGUUGGCCUCCAACCAAGCACAUAUGUGCCAGAUGGAGGGUAUCACUGGACAGCACGUGGGCAAGGACUCGUCGGCAAUGAGCAAGGGUUGGUUGGCUACUGGCGUUUCAAUCAGUUUAUACUGGAGGAAAUAUCAGUGGACUCGGAAUCCAAGGGGAAUGGACAGGUUGGGCAGGAAGAGAGGGAGCAGUUCACUGUACUCCUUGUUCCCAACGAGUGCUGUGCUACUAACCGGAGCAAGUAUCCCUUUGGAGUCGAGCUGGAUGAUGACAGUUUCGACCUUGUGGCCAGCUCUGACCGUGAGGGAGGUGUAGCUGUGAUUCCAUCCGGUGCCCCCAUCGCAGACGAUGUAGUCCUCCCUGAGGAUGUGCCCUGGAGCAUAACUUUCUGGGCCUUUGGUGGAGUACCUGUGAUCACACGGCUCCCAGCUCACGGUGUGCUAGUGCGGCAGGACAACAACCAAUCGAUCGAUCGAGCACCACUUGUGCUUGAGACGCCUGUGGUAAGAGCCACUUACUUCCCCGAGAAGAACUAUAACACAGAGGAAGACCCGAAUGGGCCCGACAGCAUAGAGUACCAUACUGUAGGAGUAAAUGGUUUGGAAUCGCCCACAGUACGUAUUAACAUCCACGUGGCGUCUGUCAAUGACCCUCCAUAUGUGCUGUACUACACCCGCAACAAGACUCUCCAAGCCUCCGAGCCAACGAUGCUGAGAAUGGUAGGUGCAGACGCAGAUGGCCCGCCUCCGAAACUGCUUAUCACCCAGCUGCCUCAUUGGGGUCACCUGUAUCAGGUGACAAAUGAUCAGGACAUUGGGGAGCUGAUGACCUUCGGGCCAGCAGAGGUCUACAACAAGGAUGGGUAUGUGUGGUUUAAGCCACUGGCAAAUGCCUACGGGGAUGCCUACGAUGAGCUGACAUUUAUUUUUAAGGACAGCGAGGGAGCCUCCUCAGAGGAGACCACGGUAAUAAUCACUGCACUCCCUGACACUGUGCUCGGACUGCAAGGGCAAGGUCAGCUGCCGCUGAUGUCAGCCAUGGACACACUUGUGGAAGACCUGCAUGCAUAUACCAUUGAAUUUUGGUUGAAGCCCCAGUCUGUGAUCAAUGCCACCUAUUCCAUGACCCCAUCCUUCACACCGCUAGGAAGGCGGGAAGGAGGAUCAACCCAAUACUCGUUGCACAAAAUGUUCGGACGACACGACAGUGGUUUAAGUACUGGUCCAUACAUAUUUGCGGAGGACCCUUCGGAAUCCAUUAUGCCAUUGCUGGCAGCAUCAUAUGGCUUCCCAUUACUCUCUGAUGGCUCUGAAGGAAUGACAGCUACGCAAUUGCUGCUGCGUCAGAAGAUGCGACAGAGACGCCAACUUCUUUCCCUCGAUAAUUAUGAUGAUCGUCGAGGAAAGAAGGCUCAGGAAGAUGUCCUAAUCAUGGACGAAGAGAACAGGCCGAUGAAGCUGCAUGGUAGCCACAAAAAGAAGGGCAUCCAGCAAAGUAACUUGCACAAGCUGCAUAACAAGAAAAAGGUUGAAAGGGCUCCUCGCCGUCAGGCGAACUGGAAGAGCACACUACAGCACACCAAACCAGGUGUGGUGCAAGAGGCAGGGCUUCAUGCUGGCGGUGAAUUAACCAUCCCAUCCUCUUCACUUAACCCCGCUGCCCAAGAAGCAAUAGUAGCAGUAGAAGAAGAAGAGGACGAGGAAGACCACGAAGAAACAGAAAGGGCAAGAAGAGUGAACCGGACACUUUCUGGUCAGGAUUCUGAUUGGGAUUUCGAUUUUCGGACAUAUAAGACAUUCCCCAUAGCAAUGAACUUCUCCAAUGCAGCAAGGCAGAAUCUGAGCCUGGACAUCAAAAGGAAGCGUCCAAGGAAAAACCAAUGGCACCACAUCGCAGCGGUUUUUGACGGUCGACUGAAGUCACUCUAUGUGGACGGGCUGCUGCAAAGUUCCCAAGCUGUUCAACCCCGAAAUGCAUCCAGUUCCGGGGGACGAGGAGGUGUGCAGUUGCAAGGGCACCUGGGAGCACUGUCUUCGCUGUUCAACACCUACAUCACACUUCCAGGAGCUGUACCUCCCGCUCCCACUGGAUGGACACCACCGUCAAGAAAGAAACGGGUUCCCACUCCUCCUCCUAGUCGUCAAAAUAUCUCACUGGGCGAAUAUGCAGGGUUGCUCGACCAGCUCCGCAUAUGGAACCAGGCAAGGACACAAGGGCAGUUGGCAGACACACUCUUCACACACCUGACCGGAGCAGAAGACCAUCUGCUCUUUUACGCUGCUUUUGACCGAGACCCUCCAAAGAUUGUGACAGCAGUGUCGUCUUAUCUUCUCCACGAUAGUGCCGACUCCCAAGUUGACGAGAUGAGCACCGCUGCCACCGAAGCAAGUGAGAACACUGGGAGCAAAAGACCAGUCGCUGGUGGUAGGAAGCUCGCUGCUGAAGGUGAUUCUUUGGUAGUAUGGGAAGAAGGACCAAACAUGAGCGCGACAACAGAUGGCGUUCGCAUUGUCGUCAACAAGCCUGUCGCUGGUGUUGCAGGGUAUGCUCUCCACUUGAACAGCUCUGGCCCUGUUGCUGUCUUCGGAGAUGAUGUUCUGGGGAAUGGUGCUCAUCUAUUCAACGGCUCUACCAACUCCUCCUUCACCAUCGAGAUGUGGUUUAGGACAACUGAAAGCUCUGGUGGACCUUCUGUGCUGCUGAGCAAAGGGUGGGUGCUACCUAAGUGGGAGGGUGCCUUCUCCCUCCAGUGGACCCGGUUUCAUGGCUUUGGUUUCUUCAUCCAGAACCGUCAUGGGGACCGUUUCUCACUCUCAACCGAGAUGGGUUUCAAUGACGGCGCAUGGCACUGGGUGUCGGCCAUCUGGGAUAACGGCAAGCCUGGUCUAUAUGUGGAUGGAAGACCUGCUGCUGUUGUUUGCCAUGUGGAGGCUGUCAACUAUCAUGGCACCGAACCAGAUUACCUUCCGCCCAUGCCCUGUAGCGAUUUCUCUUGCUGGGCGGACUGGCAAGACUGUGCCUCUGUAUUUCCUUGUGACGAUCCAAUCAUCCUGGGCUCGGAUCCCAAGGGACUGCAGAUAAGCCGGUUCAGUGGGACAAUUGAUGACUUCCAUCUCCUCUCCAAAGCACGCACCCCAACGGAGAUCGCAAAGGACUAUGCACAAGGGAAGCUUGGCAACGAAUCCGAUCCCUCAUCAGUUGCGUUUUUCCGCUUCAAUGAGGCCACAGGAACUGUUCUUCAUGACUCCAGGUACCUGCGAACAGUCAGCCUGGGGGGCGGUAAGGACAGUGGCAAUCAAAGUAAUGCCACGGCCAAUGUCACAUAUGGUCACAUCCAACUGCCUCCACAGAAGAGCACAUCCGCCAAGGCCAGAGAGAAUGACAUUCCCAUCAAUGUGGCAGGGUUAUGGGUGGCCUCCUCUAUUCCGUACACCCAUUCUCAGUACAUCCAUGGAUUCAAAUCACCGGCCUACACAUACUUUGACCUGUAUGGAGCAGAUGCUGAUGGAGAUGCCCUGGAUUUCUAUGUGACACAUGUCCCAGAGUUUGGCAUCUUAUAUGACUCUCCUGACGGAGGGAUCACUCGUGGCCAUAGGAUCCUGAAGAAUGGAACUCUGGUACGUUCACGUCGCCUUCUGUUCCGGCCGGUGCAGAGGUUUUGGGCCAAGGAUGAGAUAUUGCCGAUGUCAUACGGCUCCUUUGCCUAUGCUGUGAGUGAUGGCAAAGAGCUCAGCAGAUCAGAGGGAUGGGAAAUACUUGUCUACAGGGAUAAUAUCCCACCUGAGGCAUUUUCAAAGACUGUCACCACUAUGGAGGACACACCGUUGGACAUCAGCCUCGAUGGAAUAGAUCCAGAGGGCGGAUCAUUAUACGCAGAGAUUUUGGCUGGGCCAGUGCAUGGCAUUCUGACACCCAACCUCACUAUCUUUGCAAGCCAAGACAGCGUGAAUGGCUCUGUCCAUGUCAGCUAUGUACCCAACCCUGAUUUCAAUGGUCCUGACGUUUUCCAGUUUGUGUUGAUCGACCGGCUAGAAUCCAGCUCAAAUGUGGCCAGCAUUUUCAUCACUGUGACACCGGUUGACGACCCCCCACAGGUGACGAUGCCGGGGAGCCUGGAGAUGUACAAUCCGUAUGAAAGGUUGCGAGAUGUGGCAGUUAUGGAUGUAGAUGAACUGGACGAGGACAAUGAUCCAUCCAACAUAGCUGUCUUAACAGUGACAUUGACUGCCAGGAAAGGUGUCCUCGUGUACGAGUCCAUGGAAACAGAGUUUGGCAGGCAAACGUCCUACGUUACAUGGGAAAAGAUGAAGUCAGCCAUUAAGAGGCCCAACAUGACACUCUCCGGUACUGCACGUGAGGUCAGGGAGAUGAUGGACAUGGUAUACUAUUACAACCUUGACCUUGUCACUGGAGGUGCUGGAAAUGACACAGUAGCAAUCCAGGUCAGUGAUGCUGGGAGCCGCUCUGGACCUGGCGGUCCCCAUUUUACCACGAAGCGGAUGAAGGUAUUUGUCGUCGAAACACCCUUCCGGUCUGUUCGCUUUAGCGAUGAUGGCCAUGAGAUCUAUGUAGAGUACAAGGAGGCCACAGACCGGGCAGGCAUGCCAGUCGGCAUACCGAGAGGAUGUAGACCCUUGCUGCGCCGCCGGACUGUUGAUGUUCUUGGGGAUAACGCAACUUGUGAGUGGCUUGACUCUAGCACUUACGUCAUCAGCCUGGGUCCGUUCCCAAUCAUCGAACCAGAAUGGUACCUGCUCUCCACUGGUAAGAGAGUCGCGUUUGAACACUCGAGAGAAAUUGUGCCAUCUUCUCAUCACAUGAUUGGCCCUCCAAUGACACCUUUACGACCAGAAGCACAGGUGUUCGGCCCCACUCGGGUCGGACCGUGUGAUGGACUGACACUGGAGGCCCUGGGAUCUGCUGGGCAUGCUGGUCGGCUCAUGCAGUUCAAAUGGGGUUACGUCGGCUCAUCUCUGUGGCUGAGGUCCAUGGCAAAAGCAGCCAAAGCACCUCGCAUAGUUCUCCGCCCACGUGACGUGAAAGCCACAGGCUCCUACACCUUCACACUACAGGUCCGUAACUUCCUACGCAUGAGGAGUACACCUGUGAGAUUUACCUUCAAAAGGAUGGAGGACGAAAUGCCAAUUGUCUACAUUGAUGGCGGGGCACAUAUCACAACCUUUCCAGCCGCCCCCGUGCGCCUCCGUGCUAUUGCUAAACCGGCAUCUGUUUGUGAAACACUGAACCACAAGAGAAGUUCCAGAAUCCAAUCUGAACAUCCUUCUCCUCCACCACCACCAGCUCCUACCAGUGAAUGGGAGGAUGGAGCAGCGGGUGGGAAGAGCCAGCAGCUAACUUACUCUUGGUCACAAGUUAGAGGUCCUAGGGUCGCCUUAGCAGCGUUGUCUUUGCCCACAGGCCUGCACAAGGCGGUCCUGAUGUUGCCCCCCUACACUCUAUCCUCAGCAUUGGAGCCAUAUGUUUUCCGAGUCGUUGUGGUUGAUCCGACACGCCCUUGGUUGCGCGGUUCGGCAACCGUCCACAUUGCUGUCCCAUCAAGGCCACUGUACGCUGUGCUUGAUGGUGGCUCGCGGGUCAUCAACGGUCGCAGGGCAUUUGAUCUAAAUGCCAGCAACUCGCAAGAUCCAGAUAGCAACCAAAGUAAGCUUGUGUAUUCUUGGAGCUGCACCAUGAGGGCAGCCAUGAUCAAAGCGUACCCAUCCUCCUCCUCCUCCUCCAAUGAGAGCAGGCCAUGCAUGCCCAGGACGGGGAGAACACUCAACUUCCCUGGACCUCGAAGCAGCUCCUGGCGAAUAGCAGCAGGUGUACUUCCUGUGGCACUCUUCACCUUCACUGUGACCAUUAGCGUGGAUGAUGAGCAAGACAGUCGCACCAGCCAAGCAUCGGUCAACAUCAAGAUUGUGAAUGAAGAUGCACCGCUGGUAAUGUUUGAGCCCCCUUCACUGACCUCACGGCCGCAACCACCAAAGGUCAAUCCAGCACAACGUCUUCUGAUAUCAGCCAAGGGCUUCAGCGUCGCUGGCCGAAAGGUCGUUUAUUUCUGGGCCAUUCGGCCACAAGGUGGGCGGGGAGUAGGAGUGGAAGCAGCAGGUCUGGGAUGGGAGUUACACAAGGGAUUAGCAGAGACAGAUCAGAAUUCAUUCACCUGGGACUCUGUGCAGUUGGAUGCUCCUGACAUGUGUCAGGACAUCCAGCUGCCAGAGUGCCUGCAGACGCCCCGUCGAACACCUGAUUUGUCCAACCCAGCCGUUUGCCCCACAGGGCCUUCAGGCCGGCAUCUCCUCCUGAGAGAAGGGGCGCUGGCUGCUGGGCGGUAUGUUCUCUACUUCCGGGCCACCAGUCUGGACACUGGCAUCAGUGCGACUGCAGCCAUGCCUUUGGUUGUUGAUAGCUUCCCCCGUGGUACUCUUCCCCUAGUUGUUCCUCGCCAUGGGAUAGAGCUGACCACAGUGUUCGGCGUCACCAUAUCACGAUGGAAAGAUGAUGAUGGUCCAUUGCUCUAUGAGUUUGGCUUCAUGGAGGAUGGUGAGUUUGCCUCCUUGAGUGGACUGUACUCAUCGCGUGUCAAGUACAUGUUCCUCCCUCCAGGCAACCGUAAGGUCGCGGUGCGUGCGUAUGAUGCCUGGAUGGCAGCUGGCACAUCUGGUGCGAGGGUGGAUGUGGCCUUACUGUCCACAAUUGGCCACAGUGCUGUGGAAGUGCAGUCCAGGGUGACAGAUCUUAUUCACAAGGGGCCUUCUCUACUUUGGGAUGGAAACAUGGACGAGUCCCUUGCCCUUGCUGCCUUGGCCUCUGCGUCACUCAAUGAGGCCACCUGCAAUGACUUGUCAACAAAUGACCCAUCCGCAUGCCUGGAUGCUGACUUGGACGUGGCAGCUGCUGUGCACAACCGAGAAUGGGCAAUCAACCUCGCUAUGCGCUCUGGCGACCACGGGGCUGCCAUUCCUUCUGUGGUAAAGACAAUCAGGUGGUUGACCAAGGUUGGUGCAGAGUUGAGUGAGGAUGCCAUGGAUAGCACCACAGCCUUUGUCGUCAACAAGGUACGGUCGGCACUGGAGUUGUCCAACCUUGAUGGCUUCACCUUUGAACUGGGUGCCGACUUCCUCCAUGUGGUAAGCAAUCUCCUUCUGGCUGGAGUCCUGGGAUACCAGAACUCUACUCUCCUGGAAAGAGAUGUUGCCCGCACCUUGACAGCUCUGAUACCAGACAUCUCACUAGCCGUGAUAAAGUCUCGAGCUGGCAUUGCGCCCGGUGUGGUAGAGGAGAACCCUCCAGGUGGCACCAGAGUUUUCCUUGCUAAGUGGUUCAAGAAUGAACUGCAGGAACUGCCCAAGGAGGCUCAGAACCUGGGGGAAUUCACCCUACCCCCCUCUAUUGUCGCAUAUGUCAACCCAGAGGAUCUCUAUGAUGCCGAUUCUGUUGCAUUCACGUAUAACUCCUUUUCACCCGGCUUGAACCCUUUCCAGUUUGCAGCAUCAGAAUCUGCAUCUUCGCGUGUUGUUGGCUUCCAGAUGUUCUCCUCCCUCACUCCCAUGGGAGCGAACUUGGCUACGAACAAUACCUACCAGCCUCAGCCGCCCUCUCCAUCUCAAUCUCAUGGCCCGACAAGUUUCCGACCAGCCAGGCUACUGAGGCUCAUAGACAACAGCCCAAUUCAGCUCAGGGUACAGAGAUUGACCAACCGCCCUUCUGCCCUAACUCCUUACUGCCUCUACUUUCAGCGUGCUGCUGACAAGUGGACAGCACAGGGAGUGUAUACGGACACCUCGAGCGAUGCUGGCACGGCUGGAGCUGUAGUCCUGUGUACAACAACCCGUCUUGCCGACCAUGCACUGUUUGAUCUCCCUCGUGGACCUCCUGGACCCCCUGCUCCACCAUCCCGUGCCCCUCCCAGUCUGGAGGAGGAACGCCGGAGGGCUGCUGCAGACAGGAGAAAGACGAGGUUCAUCAUUGCCUUCUCUGUUGUGGGUGCCAGUUUCUUGCUUCUGCUCUGCUGCACUGCUCUGCUAUACCGUCGCCGUCGCAAAUCACAGGUGUUGCUCCUUUCUAAGGCCAAGAAAGAACAAGAACAGCUUGAACAACGACUCAGGGACAGCGGUCCAACCCCAGAGCCCACUGCUGCCUCCUUGCCAAAUAAGGCCGUCCGCACAUCUGCCAUGCUUGAAGCGGAAGACAAUCCUUCGGCAUUGUCAGCACCCAGAUAACCAAACAAACCGACUUGUCAUCUUCACACCAAACCUCCACCGCCAAGCAGCCUUUCUAGCUGCUUGAUCCUUUCCUUGCUUCGUCAGGCUCGCUGGCCUAUUCGCCUGCGGAGGUGAGGAGAGGCCCAGAAGAACUAUUCCACCACGAGCCUCCGACGUCAGUUCUGGCAGAACAAGGGUAUGAAAAGCCAUCUCCUCAGGGGGAUGCCCGUGUUGAUGAUCUGCUACCUUGGACAAUGAUCGGUCAGGUAAGGCCCAUGCAUGAGGAUUCAUCUGAAAGCACGGAGUGCAGUUAGGGGGCAGGGAGCGUCCGGAUUAGAUUUGAGAGGGGGAGCUGAAAAGGGAGACAGGACCUGACAGGUUAGCACAGUUCUCAUGGUCCAAACAAGACCCUGGCUUGGGUUCAAGGACCUUGUGCCCUGAGGAAGGGUGAUAAAAACCUCAAAGCAUC
Molecule: messenger RNA, 24462 nt
Organism: Chara braunii
Lineage: Eukaryota; Viridiplantae; Streptophyta; Charophyceae; Charales; Characeae
Source: the annotation of a GenBank genome assembly